UUUGCAGUUUGUAAAAGAGCCCUGUCUUUCGCCCCAAGCCUCUCCAAACCCUAACAAAAACCCUCAUCCAAAACCCUAGAGGGGAAAACCAAGAGACCAAAAAAAGAGAUGGAACACAUAGCGGCAAUGGAAGAAAAGCUGGUAUCAGAUCGAUUGAGGAAGAAGCUCGAAGAAGUGAACGUUGCAGCUCAGAACCAGCUCCAACCCAUCCAAGAUCACGUCAAUUUCAAUCUUCAGAAAGCCUACUUCAUGUGUGCAUAUGAGUGCUUUGAUAGAAGGCAGAAGCAGGAGGCUAUAAAUAACUGUGUGGAGCAUUGCAGUGUACCUGUUCUCAAUGCUAACAAUCUUGUGGAGACCGAAAUGGCAAAAUUUCAAGAAAGAAUGAACCGAUCUCUAAUGGUAUGUCAAGACAAGUUCGAGGCAGCCAAACUCCAGCAAAUAAAAACGGGUGCUAUGAAUGAGUUGGAGGCAUGUGUAAAUCUAGCUAUUGAAGACCAUGUUCGUUCCCUUCCCCAUAUUGCCGAACGCUUGAAGGCCUCCCUCUCCAUCAACAACUGAUCUAAAUUUUGCAAUGCAUUUAAUUUUUUAGCAAGAGAGAUCAUUGAGAAACUUUUAAGUGCUUACAGAUUCAAAGCCUCGUUAUAUCCUACAAUAAUAUUUCUUCUGUAUCUUUAAAUAUUGUUGAGGAUCAGUCAUCAGUGAUGAAUCUGCCUCCAGUUUUAUACCUUCCUGUAUUUUAAGCAUAUUUGUCUACGGCAUCUCCAUUUUCAAAAUGGAGAAUUAUUCAAGUGACUGGUUAUUUUUUUAA
Asparagus officinalis (garden asparagus) is the source of this 808-nucleotide messenger RNA. RefSeq names its product protein FAM136A. Gene Ontology annotation, cellular component: cytoplasm. Bases 109 to 558 code for a protein of 149 amino acids. Lineage: Eukaryota; Viridiplantae; Streptophyta; Magnoliopsida; Asparagales; Asparagaceae. The transcript has 3 exons. The record is from RefSeq and is a predicted model, not a curated record.